Verticillium dahliae VdLs.17 is the source of this 2058-nucleotide messenger RNA. Its product is annotated as transcription factor steA. The record is from RefSeq and is a predicted model, not a curated record. Gene Ontology annotation, cellular component: Ste12p-Dig1p-Dig2p complex; Tec1p-Ste12p-Dig1p complex; nucleus. Gene Ontology annotation, biological process: regulation of DNA-templated transcription; sexual reproduction. Lineage: Eukaryota; Fungi; Ascomycota; Sordariomycetes; Glomerellales; Plectosphaerellaceae. Bases 1 to 2058 code for a protein of 685 amino acids. Gene Ontology annotation, molecular function: DNA-binding transcription factor activity. The transcript is spliced from 2 exons.
AUGUACUCCCAACAGCAUGCCGCCGCCAUGGCGCCGCAAAAGCCUGAGACCUUCAUGCUGAGCACCGAGGCACAGCAGGCAUUGCCCCAUGACGCCCAGGUCGCCCUUCAGCAGGUCGACAACCUGAAGUACUUCCUCAUCUCUGCUCCCGUCGACUGGCAGCCCGAUCAGUACAUCCGCCGCUUCCUUCUGCCCACGGGCGAGUACGUCUCGUGCGUGCUCUGGAACAACCUCUUCCACAUUUCGGGCACCGACAUUGUGCGCUGCCUCUCCUUCCGCUUCCAGGCCUUUGGUCGUCCCGUGAAGAACUCCAAGAAGUUCGAGGAGGGCAUCUUUUCCGAUCUGCGCAACCUCAAGUCCGGCACCGAUGCCUCGUUGGAGGAGCCCAAGAGCCCCUUCCUCGACUUCCUGUACAAGAACAACUGCAUCCGCACACAAAAGAAGCAGAAGGUCUUUUACUGGUAUAGCGUCCCACACGACAGACUCUUCCUCGAUGCUCUGGAGCGCGAUCUGAAGCGUGAGAAGAUGGGCCAGGAAGCCACUACCGUCGCCGUCAGCGAGCCCGCCAUGUCGUUCCAGUACGAUUCGUCGCAGUCGCUCUACGAGCAGCUCACCAAGGCCCAGCAAGCCAACUCUUCAUCUUUCAGCGCCCAGCAGCAGGUGUCGUUUCCCCAGUCCCAGUCGACCUCGCCCGUCAUGAGGGCGAUCGACUCGAUGCCGCCUCCCCAGAUGAUGCCUCAGUCAGUCCCCCCCAUGGGCGACGGCCUUGAGUCCAUGGUGCCUUACGGCGCCAUGCAGAUGCCCCCCUCUAUGCCUCCCUCCAUGCCUCAGGGCAUGCCUCCUCAGAUGCCGCCUCAGCAGAUGGUUAAGCGUGAGCCCGACUACGGUCGUCCUCAGUACAACCAAAACGGCAUCCCCGUCAACCAGGGCCACCAGCGCCACGCUUCCAUGCCCGCGUACGGGCUCGAGUACUCGCCCGCCCCUUCAUUCGUGUCGUCGCAGUAUGAAGACUACAGCAACCGCGGCAUCUCGUUUGAGCCCAUCACCCCUCCCCAGCAAGCUUUGGGCUUGACGGCUGAGCCGGCCUACAUUGCCAACGAGGAGACUGGACUGUACACUGCCAUUCCUGACCACAUGGUCGGCGGCAACGGUCUGAACGGCAUGAUUCAGCUGCCUCCCUCCAACCUGGCUGGUGCUCAGUUCUCGCGCGGUUACGGUGCUAACAAUGUCUAUUCUGUCAUCGAGGGCUCGCCCACGUAUAAGCAGAGGAGGCGACGCUCGUCCAUCCCUCCUUCCAUGUCCGCCAUUGCCGCUGCCACGGCUCAGGCUCAGGGACAGCAGCAGCAAGCUCCUACCCACAGGCCUUCUGAGCUUCGCCGCUCCGUCUCCGCCUCGGUCGGACCAGUGCUGGAGGGUGAUGAGUCGGCAGAAAACUCCCCGCCUGGCCUCACCUACAGCACGUCUGCCAUGCAUCUCAUGAACCAGCAGCACAAGGACGUCCUCGACAUGUCUCGUCACGGCACGCCGCCGUCGAAUGUGGAUGGUAGCCCGGCGCUGAACCCAAUGGCGCUCCAGCAGCAGGACUUCCCUCAGCUGACAAGCGAGGACAUGUCGGCUGAUGGCUCCAUGGGCGUCUCGCGUGCUGUCAUGCAUGGUCCCAAUGGUGCCGUCCGCCGCGCGCGUUCUGCUACCGUCAUGGAGCUCGGCCCUUACCCCCAGAAAUCACACUCUUGCCCCAUUCCCACGUGUGGUCGCAUCUUCAAACGCUUGGAGCACCUCAAGCGACACCGACGCACCCACGAACGUGGCGAAGGCAUGGAUGGUCCCGUUAACUUCUCCGGCGAGGAGGAAGAGGACUACUCCGGUGAAGACCAGCUUGGCUCUCUCGAGGAGGCCUCGCCCAGCUCCGAGAACGCCUACAUCACUGCGUCUCUCAACAGUGUCGCUGAUGGCCAAGUACACGGCAACGUGGUUGCGCCUCAGACCUUCAACAGCCUCCAGACGCUCAGCAUGCCCAUGACGCUUAGCCAGCCUGCCAUGCACAGUGGCGCCAUGUGA